ACUGCUGUCUGCCAGUACUGUACUGUGCUGGAGAUGCCAAGAUGGCUGCAAGCAACUAUUUCGGCUUCACACAUGGUGCCGGUCCGCAGUACAGGUAAUUCGUGCGAUGAGGGUUGAUGUCAGCGUGUCUUUUGCGUCCCAUGUUUCAGUAGCUGGCGCAUUUUGGCGGAGACAUAGUCGCCGGAGCGGUUUCACUGCGUAGCCUGUUAGUUAGCUAACGAUGUGUUAGCUGUGGUUAGCUAGCGGAGCCCGCAGGCCGACGCUCUCCGCCGACACGCUGAUUGACGUUAGGUCUCCCUGGUGCAGUGAUAAGCGGGUGGUAAACUGAAAUAAUAGUCCAGAGUUUGAAGACACGGUGACCUCAACGUAACCAAACAGUGACCAUUGAAAGUGUCGUUCAGUUAUAGAAUAUAUGUGGCUGGUGUGAUGGGUGAGAAUUUGGCCAGCAGCCCUGAUAUAGCUUGAGGUCUGGGGUCUGACAGUCAGUGCAUCAGAUGUGUAUGUACGAUACCAACUACAUAUUAUAAUAGAAGUGUGAUUUGCAUGCUAGUGUGAGCACAGGGAAUGAGGCUGUCAUUGAAAAUCUUACACAGGUUGGAAUUCAUGACAGGUAUGACAGGUUAUAAUUGCUACUUGGACAGGUCACGAGCAUAAUUAGCAUGAAUGGUGUUGGUUAUUAUCAAUAUAAUGAUCAUUGAUGCGGUUAGUGAUAUUAAAAGAUUGUCUAUUGUUUUGUUAUGUUAUGUUGGCAAGCCAACAAUCCUGACAAACAGGAGUGGGCAGUUUUCUCGGCGCCACACAUUUCUCUCUAUAUAUUCCUUUUCAUGCUUACAUCUUUGUGCACACUUUCCACACAUUAGUUUAUUUUUUUCUCUUUGAGCUUGUUGCAUUACAAAUUUUUGAUUUGAUGAAAGAUUUGGGUGAAAUUCUGCGGCCAUAUUAGUGUCAAUAACCUUCAUGUUGCUGUAUUUCAGGACUUGAAAAAAGUGGAAACUGGUUAUUAACAAAGAAUCAAGCAUGAAGGGCUUAUCUUGAAAUUCUGUACAUGUGUGAGAAAUAAUUUAGAGCAGAUCAGUCAGAGUAGGUUUGCUGCAAAAUUACCCUAUGAUGACAACAACAAGAGACUGUUUUUGGUGACUCCAUGUUGCUCUAAAUCAGUUUCUUUACAGGCGCAGACUCAGGAGUUGUGUAGAACCACCUCAGCUCCUGUCCUAACCUGCUAAGUUGCUUAAAUCCUUAAGUUUUCAACCAGCGAGAAUUUGAAACAACAAAGAUCCUCUAAUCAUAGCCAUUGAUUUGUCCACAAAUUUUGAGCUUUUGAUAGAGAUUCUGUAAUUGUCUUUUCACAUAAAUGUUCAAGUCAGAAACUGCUGCAGGGGCAAAUCUCUCAGAUAAGCCAUUGAUUUCUUUUUCAGCUGAUGCAAAAAAUGAGAGAGCACGUUGGCGGAAGAUUGAUACAUAAUGCAGCUAUCAGACCCUCUUUUUCUGCACUUGAUAAUAUGACGUUUUUUAAUAAUAUUAACAUAAUCAUAAGUUAGAAUAAAUAAAAGGUAAAUAUUUGGGUGAGCAUGUAUGUUUCUAUUAUUUCAUGCACAUUACAAUGUAUUAUACAUGGUUGUUUUAGCCAGUAAUGUGCGUUAGGGACAUGGAUUUUUAAUUCAUUUAAACAAGUACACUAAAUUACCUUUCAGAGUGGAUUUAUGUCAGAAGAAGCACAGAAUUUUUUUAGUAUUUAUUAGGUUUUACAUUUGUUGACAUGAAACAACAAAGAUAGCAGAUAGUAACAGUGUUUGUUCAUUCAGAGCUCAAAAAUCCAGUUUCAGAAUAUCUAUCAAUGACGCAUUCUGAGGGCAGAUUUGUAGGGAAGCAUGGCUCAGAGCAGACAGCAUAGUGUUCAGCCAAAUUUGAUAUUUUUUUUCCUGUUUCUGUGAAAUAUCUUGACUACCAUGAUAUCAAGAGCAUUAAGGAUGAGUAACAGCAUAGCAUUAUAUAAAUUCUAGAUCCUGACGGUUCUUGCCCAGAGUUAGAGAUUAUUAAAAUACAUACAUUUGCAUUACAAUUUAACCUCAAAAAAGGUAAUGCAGAGACUUCGAUCUUGUUAAAAUAGGUUUUUUCCAAAUCCCCUCUUGUUGGUUCCUUUAUCUGCUGAGCUGAGUUUCCACUGAAGGAGCUUUUGCCACUUCACCAGGCACGAGGGACUUUCAGAGGUACUUAAGUUGUAUCUACUGCUGGGAACAAGGUCUGAAAAAGGGGAUUUUAAUUAGAUUCUCAAAAGGUCCGUGCGACUGGGACAGGACCUAAGAUGCUCAGAUUAAAGUUGUUGCUGUCCGUUUCACCACAACACCAUUCGGCUUGGCGUUCGAGAGGGGGAAUAGUUAGAGUAAGAAGUUAUAAUGCUUCCUUGCAGUUGUUGUGUUGCUGCCUUACAGUUACACCUUCAGUAUUAUCAAAUUACCCAGUUGUAGUCUGAGAUCUUAGUAUUACAAAAACAAAAGAGGAUACCUUCAAACAAACAAUAAAGUGCUACAUUCAUACACCUUUAGUUUGUCUGACUGGCUCCACUGUAUACACAAUCUCAGGUUUUCUCUCUGUAACCACCUUCAGUGUGGGCUCUGCCUCAGAAGGACUUUGUCUCAUCUUCAUACCUCCAUACCUUUUACAAAAAUAGUGAGGCUUAACAAGAGUGUAUUAGUCCUGGCUACAGGUGAGGACUGACCGGAGGAACCUUCAUUCCUUUUUAAACAAUCCCAUAAUACUGAAAGUUCUGGGUAGUUUUGGCAGAGAAGCAACUUUUGUCCUCAUGAGAACAUUUUAUAGCUGAUCCUUUUUAUACAGCAUUUUUUUCAGUAUGUUAGGAUCAAACAGGAAUCCGAAUACUCUUGAAGCACUCUGUCCUUUUAUUCAUUCAUGACUGUAAAGCCUUAUUUUGCUCCGUCAUGAUGUUGCUCAUCAAGUUGCUAAAAGCUAAAGAAGAUGCAAAGAGCAUGACUUCCUGAUAUUAUUGACAGUAAUGGAUGCGGUCCAAGUAACAAACCCUGCUGAGCUGUGCAGGGGUUGUCCCUUUUAUCUGUAUGCUAAUGAAAACGGUCUGAUGAUCUUUUUUUAAACAAAUGGUCACACAUGGUUUCACGUAGCCAGUAGUAGCCAGUAUGGUUCAUGCAGUCGUGUGAAACUAAAGAAUUUUAACAAGAUGAGUCAAAGUGUAGGCUGUUGCUUUAGAUGUGAGCCGCCGUAUAUUAAAUGACCUCCCUGACAAAACUGAUUAUUAUGAUUGCAACCCACAUGGAUCCAUUAACCCAAAGUAAACACUCAAGCAGUCUGAACUUUUCUGAACUGUAAUGUGUUUUAUAAAGUUCCUCUGAAAGCAGUUUUGAAGUCAACCUUCUUGCUUCACUCAACUCCUCACUCUCUCUUUUUUCCGUCAGUACUCAGCCGCCCCCAGCCUACUCCCAUCCCUCCACAGCCAGUUACAGCGUCCAGCAGGCUCCAGCUGUGGCUCACGCUGUGACUGCGUCCUAUUCUCCAGCUCCUGUCCAGGCGGCCCGGCCUGUAGUAACUGCCCCUUACCCCGCCUAUCAGAGCCACCAAGCCCCGCCUGACUACGCCUAUAGGCAGCCUGACCCUCCAGCACCCCCACAGCCCACCACCACCCCACAGACGUACCAGGUAUACUCGGACACGGUCAGUCUGCUUUCUGCUUCUCUUAUGAUUUCUGCGUGUUAGUCAGGUUGUUCGAAUGCUUUGUAAUCACUUUUAUUUUGGUCGUUAGAAAGAUUUUUAUCCAGGGCGUUUUGGCAGAUAGCUAUGCAUGUCGUUCCUGCACCAGGAUUUACAGAGAUUUUACCGUUUUAACUACCAAAAUAAAUGCAAUGUAAUGUUAGGAACAUGCUACUCUGGAUUGAGUGUUCUCAUGUAAAUACCAGCAGGACAACUACAGCUACGGGCGACCUGCAGCUGUGACAACCUAUGACAAUAAACAGUACUACCAGACCAGUAUAGCAUCUGCUCAGAGGACACCCACCGAGAAUUACUACCAGACAGGUGAGUCUGCUUACUGUUACCAUGUGAUUUUAUCCAGUUUUUUUCAUUAUUAAGGCUGAGCCAUCACGCAAUGUUGAAGGAGAGGGUUGAUGAUUGAACACGUUACAGUUUUGGGUUAAAAUAUUUGAUAAUCUUCCAAUGUCACUUUCGGCAGCAUACUUACCGAUCUACUUUAGCUGCUAAUGGCUUGAGAGACCCAAAAUCUUGGACCCAAAAACUGUUUGUGAGUCAUGGAUGUAACCUCUUGGUUUCAGACGAGAAGCCCCAUGUAGAUCUAAGUAAAAGCUGCAAUCUCUUCCAUGACCAGCAGGGUUUGCACCGGUAGCUCUGGUUCUGAAGAAAUCCAGUUGUGUGGAAGCAAAUGAAAAAAUAAUCCAGCUCCCCAUUUCUUAAUCAUUUAGAAAAAUAAAAAUGCAUGUCCGUCCUAAACAACAAAUCUGGCCCAUUAAGUUCCUAAGACCAAGACAGUAACAGCCAUAUUGUGAAAAUUAAGCCUUCAAAAUAGAACACAUAAAGACUUCAGUUUUGCUGUAGAUGGAUAAUAAGCAUUGGUGUCAUUCUACUUCAUUCUUCAAGGGGAAGAUAACUUAUGUGGAAGGUUUCUGCAGCUCAUUGGCUCAUGAAAUGAGGAUCCUUUUUCCGUACCCAGACUUCAGACAGAGACAGACAGAUUCCAGGAGAUGUUGAUGGACAUUACAGAUCUCUUUUGCUUCCUACUCAUUUCUCUCCUUCCCCAUUCCUCUCUCUCUUUUCUUCACCCCUUAACCCCUACUGCCCUCCCACCCACAAUUUUGUGUUGCAGUCGGAGUAAAGAGUGCGUACAGUCCUGCCCCUUCCACUGUGUACAGCCAGCCUCCUCCUCCACAGAGGCAGGUAACAGCCCUCAAACCUGUGGUUCCCUCCAGCGCUGUGUCAACCAGCUACAACAUCUACCCAGUGUCCACUAGUGUUCAACAGCCCCCAACGCCCAUUUCUUCUUAUACCCUUGGAUCUUCCUUCGGCUCCACUGUUGCUGCCACCACCUACUCAGGUAACGUGAGCAAAGAGACACCAUGUGACUGAACUUUAUUCAUGCACCAGGAAAUAUGUACCAUGUAACUGCCAAGGCCAUGAAGGCUAGAGAAACAGUUUGAAGCAAAACCUCCUAUCUAUCCUUGAAAUGGUGGUGUGGAAACGUUGUCAUUCAGAGGAAAUGUCGUAAUGACUUUUUACAUCAAUAAAGACUAUGUCCUAUCUGCUGAGCUACAGACAUGGCUAUUUCAUUCAGAUUCAGUAAGGUGAUACUGAUUUCUGUCGUAAUUCCACGUGUGGAUAUCAAACACCUUUGUGUUCAAAAUGAUUCAUUUGUGAAACUUUGAGGAGAGACGUGGUUGAUAUGUCAGUAACAUGUUAGAACGUAUUGAUAUACAGUAAGUUGAUUUUUUGCUGUGUGGGUACAAGCACACAGUAGUUGAUACAUUACUCGCCCACAUUAUUAUAUUGUUCAACACAGGUCCAAGACACUGACACAGUGAAAUGAAAAAAAGUUUCUCUGUGAACUUGCUGACGUUGAGGCUAAAUUUAGGGUGAGUAGGUUAACUACUUAAGCUGGCAGGGUGACCUUUAACAUGCAAGCCAGGUCAGGACCUGCCUCUCAAAACGAUCACAUAAGCUUUUUUAAUUUUAGCUAAUCUCUGGUAACUCUGGGCUCCUUACACUGACAUUUGUUUCAAAUUAUGAAUUUUAUUUUGUUAUUGAAGGAGCAGUGGAUGCUGAGAAAAUGAAGGAGGUCAUAUCAAGUAGCUGAGUCAGGUGUAUACUAACAUUUAUAACUCAUAAGCGUUAAGCCAGGGUAUGUUUUUGUGUCUUUGAUAUUUUUGGAGUGUUCUCUGUCUCUCAGGGAAGCUUAUUGCUUCGUGACUGCUGGCUGUCCAUGUUCGACCCACAUCUUGUUUGCUUUUCUUAUCUCUUAAAGCUCUCUCUCCCUUCUUUUUUCCUCCUCCUUUCACACCCUCAGGCAUAAGUUACUCCACUUAUGAUUCAACGGGCUACACCUCCACAUCCACCCCCUCUUAUUACCAGUCUGCUCAGCAGACUCUCACUCAGCCACAGCCUCCUCCGCAACAGCCACAGCAGCCACAGCAACCUCAGCCCCCCAUCCAGCCCCCACCCAAGCAGCUGACAAGCUCAUCCUGGAGCAAUUCAGGCAGCAACAUGGUGACUGCUCCGUCCGUGAACUCCUACAAAAAGCCAACAUUUCACAUAAACAAGCCGCAGAAGCCCAAAGGACCUCCCAAGCAGCCCCAGCUCCAUUACUGUGACAUCUGCAAAAUCAGCUGUGCAGGCCCCCAGGUAGGAUAAUAUGUUUCUUGUGUUUAAUAAACAAGUUGACAUGAAAGCUUCUGUUUUACUAUCUAGACAGAGAUCACAAUUAAUGUGUCUGACUUCUGAAUACAGGAAAAAUAAUUAUGUCCACUCAAAUGUUACUGAAGUUCAGCUCAUUGUCAUCCUGUGGUAUCUACAUCUUAUCUAAAUUGAGCCCAUCUCAUAGAAAAAUCAAUUAAAAGGGAAAAUAUUCUCAAUCUGUGUUUGAAACUUUCUAAUCUUUUCAUUAUCAUACAUCAGACAUACAGGGAGCACCUGGAAGGCCAGAAGCAUAAGAAAAAAGAGGCAGCACUUAAAUCUGGGGGCCAAGCAGGGACCAGUAAUGGGCCCAGAGGGGUCCAGACUCAGCUACGCUGUGAGUUAUGCGACGUCUCCUGUACUGGAGUGGAUGCCUAUGCGGCACACAUCCGUGGGGCCAAACACCAGAAGGUAAGCCCAGCUGCCGUGCUGUUAUCCUCGAAUCAUUCAGUACUAGUUGUGAUUUAGGGAAUAUAGGCAGCUUUGGAAGCUGCUGACUGGACAUUCUUUCAGUAUUGAACAUGACAGUGGUGUCCUCAUGUGAUGUUUCAUCUCAGCUGCCAAGUCUUGGAACAAUAUCUGCUUCAGGGAUUUAGAACGGGAUUAAGUUUCAGCUGCCUUAGAUGGUUGAAUCUGUCUUUGUGUCUCUUCUUUGAAACGAAAAGGUGGUGAAACUUCACACCAAGCUGGGAAAACCCAUACCGUCAACUGAGCCUGUGCUGGUGAAUUCUGCCCCAGUAGUCACAACCUCAACCGCUGGAAAACCUCCAGUCUCCACGUCCACUCCUGCUGCGGUAUCAACCACUACAACUCCCACUGUGACACCAAAGCAGGCAGCUGUAAACACAGUAAACACAACCAAAACAGCAGCGCCAGUCAAGAAACCAGCUCCUUCAAAAAUAACUAUCAUUUGUAAGUCUGCUGAUCUAUUACUAAUCUUAUAUUCAAGUUUACUUUGUAUCACAGUUAUGCAAAACUUUGCUUUAUAUUCAAAUUGGCAAAAUUCAUCAUUUUUGCUUCUUCUUGUGCAACCAUAAAGACCGUUUUUUUGCAUAAAGCUCACAAUGGGGAAUUUUAGAGCCAGGAUUUUCUUAAUAUUUUAAAGGUUUUCUUAAGGCAACCUCAAGUAUGUAGUACUGCCGAAAACGAGCACUAGAGGGCGCAGUAAAAAUUCAGUGUUAGUCCGAUACAGAGAAUUGAGGAUUGGGACAGGUUUAAGUCGCAACGUUGCUUUUGCUUCAUGACCAAAAUGCUGAAGUUUGAAAUUACUUUAAGAACUAGCAGAACUUUGCCCGGCUCCAAAGACACGAAAUAUUUUCUUCACUAAGGAGUAAAGAAAUCUGAACAAACAGUUUAUUGUAUAAACAAUCAACAACUGCUAGCUGACCUAAAUAAAAACAACAAAAACCUUGUGGAGAUCAAGGAUAACCUAACUAAGGUUAUCAUCAACCUUUGGAAUAGGACUGUUUAUGAAAAAAAUACUAUUGUUUUUCUUUUAAUCUGUUAUAUUUUGUCUUCUGCAUAGCUAACAAGCCUGCCAGCACUCCAGCAGCUGCAGUGACAGCAGCAGCAGCAGCAGCAGCGGUGGUGGCUGCCAAGGUGGAGGAGCCAAUGCAACAAUCGACUCAGAAGAUGGAGCCUCAGAGUGAGGAUGAGGAUGGUGACAGAGCAGGAAGCCAGGGUGACAUCCAGCCGGUGGGACAUGACUAUGUAGAGGAGGUGAGCAGAAAACGGAAGAAAAAGGAUCGCUUUAGUUGACGCAUUGAUGGUUAUAGACUUGAUCACAGCCAACUGAAAUAUUAGAGGACUAGUGUCUCAUGGUAAUUGUGAAAAUUAGAAAACAAAUUGUGGCAAAUAAAGAACUGGAAACGGUUAAAAUGAUUAGUAACAGCUUUAUAUUUAUUUAGAGAUUUCUGUCAUCUAGAAUAGUGUGGUGUGAGAUGUUUAUGUUUUGUGGGUUCUCUAUAAACUGAAUAUCUACUGUCUGAAUUUCUAAGGUCCGUAAUGACGACGGCAAGGUGAUAAGAUUCCACUGUAAACUGUGCGAGUGCAGCUUCAACGAUCCCAAUGCUAAAGACAUGCACCUUAAAGGAAGAAGACACAGACUGCAGUACAAAGUAAGACUUUUUAAACUUCUCUGCGCUGAUCCCUGUCUGAUAAGUUUUCCAGGCUGUAUAACUGAACGCAGCUGAGAUUAACAGUUUUAUUGAUUCACAUUAUCUACAGAUUAUCCCAAAAAGUAGCCACACACUGUGAAUCAUUUCGACUAAAUAGAUUAAAAUGACUCUAAAUUCUGCCUCACUUUGAGCUGGUAAAAAAAACUAUAAAUAUCAGUGAUCACCUGGUGAAGAGAAAGGUUUAAUAUAUGCUGAGUUUUGUGGCUACAAAGUGGCUUUUUGGUUGAGGUGUGCGCAUGGAUCCAUAGACCCCUGUGUAUUGCUGUGAAGUUGGUAUAACUAGAGAGGCAAGCAGUCAGCAACAUUCAUCUCUUGAGGGGGGUGUCUAACUCGGUGUUACAGUGUGUUUGACCCUAACUUAAAUUUAUGCCGGAAUAUCUCUUUAAGCUGAAGUGAUGCCCAGUUGUAUCCCAUGAUUCUAAUGAUAAGUCAAUGGCAGCAGUGAACCAGUAUUUUUUGUUGAAAAUGUAGCUGUGGGCUAGUUGACAUGGAUGUUCAGUUUUAGACUUUAAUCCUCAUAUUUGCUGUGCAGCAGAGAGUGAACAAUCUGGUUUAGAGGGGAUAAAAGUGCAAAUGAAAUGCAAUGUUUUAUUGUGGAAAUUGCUGGUGAAUACAAGGUCUCAUUUGUGCACUGACAUUCAUUACAUUCUUGUUACAUCGCUCUUAAACUCAUGCUGUCCUUCUCUCUGCGUCUCUGUAGAAGAAAGUAAACCCGGAGCUUCCUGUAGAAAUCAAGCCGAGUAAUCGGGCCAGGAAGCUGCAGGAGAGCAAGCUGAAGAAGCAGAAGCAGAAGGCUGUGCUGAAGAGGCAGAGGGACGAUGAGCAGCGCUGGCACAUGGAGAUGAGGUCAGACUGGUGAGCAAAGUAGUAGGGUAAAAGGGGAAAUGGAUUAUAGGGUAAAAGUUAGAUCAGCAACGAGUAAGUUGUAAAGCAGACCAGUUGGCUGUUAGCCUGAAGCUCUAUCCCUGUUUUUGAUAUUCUUCUGACUCUGGAGAAACACAAAUUGUAGUUUCCCCUGCAGCCUAAAGAAAUUCUUAUAUAUUGAACAUUGAUGUGGAUUAUUCUGAAAUUUGAUCAAUUCCUGUAACCCACAACACGAGUCAAGUAGUUCUUGUAAAGGAUUAACAGGAGAGUAGAGUACAAGUUUUGGUUAACUGCUUUUUUAAUGGACUACUUUGCUCUAUUAAUGGCAGCCAUAAAACUACUUUUGAUGAUGGACAUUAAUGGCAUCCCUCUUUCCUGCAGGCGAUACGAGGAGGAUAUGUACUGGAGGAGGAUGGAGGAGGAGCAGAUGUACUGGGGGGAGCAGAGACGGAGGAUGGCGCCUCCACCACUGAUGAGCCGUCCUGGUAUGCCAGUACCCCCUCUACUGGUAAGUCUUGCAACUGCUGUAGUUCAUUUUGUUUCAAAUCUCAGAAAUGAAGAAACAAAACCUAACUCACUGACAUUUCUUUAUUCCCUUCCUCUCUUUUAAGACAUGCGUGCGCCGACCAGACUCCCCUGAUGACCGCCACAUCAUGGCGAAACACUCCACCAUUUACCCAGUUGAAGAAGAGCUGCAGGCUGUACAGAAGAUCGUGUCCCACUCUGAAAGAGCUCUGAAACUGGUGUCAGACUCCUUGCUGGACAAGGAGACACCAGCUGUCCCUGCUGCCACUGAAGGAGGAGAGGAAAAAGGGUAAAGAGGAUCCAUAUUUCUCUCCUGGCAUGCUGGGAAACCAGAAAGAUAAAAGCUUUGGCUUACUGAGCUACACAGAGAAUCAAGGGAGUCAAACCUUUGCAGAGGGUUAUGAUGCAAAUUAAGAUGUUUGCAUGGUGACCACUUAGCUCAAUUUAUGGCUAUUACAAGUAAUAAAUAGCUUCAGCCACCAUCAUGUCAUUCCGAUUUUGUCAAUUAUCCAAAGCGAGUAAGAAAAAUUAAAGUCAAUUUUUUGCACAGUUUGUUUGCUUUUGAGUUAGUGGGCAUUUGUUUAGCUGCCAUAGAUCUGCAUCUAUGAGGUCCUAAUACAUCUGGCAUCAUCUAGAUAGUCAAAGAUUGAGCACCCAAAGCAACACCAGCACCAAAAGUGGGUGGUUUUGCCGUUUGGUAAGCCUAAUUCUCUUAGAGCUGUGUGCCCUUUGGUGUGUAAAUGUUUGUAUCAGAAUAGUACUGACUAAACUGUACCAACUGUCAGGGUGCCCACAGUUUCUGUCUCCUGCACCUCUGCUACUUGAAUGUCACUACCACAGGUGUUCAUCAAGUUACCCAGUGUUGUUUUCGUCAGGCAGGACGAAAACUUAAAUGACGACGUCAGACGUCCUUGACGAAAAUGAGACUAAGAUGAACGUCACCAAAGCUCUGUAAAGACUAAAAUUCGACGAAAAUUGUUUUCAUUUUCGUCAGACGAGAACGAGACGAGACUAAAUUGUUAUCAGGGGGACGAACAAAGUUUCAAAACAUGCUUUUUUUUGUCCUAACAGUCACGCCCCCAUCACACACGCACCAAAAGCCUCGCUCGCGCACAGCUGCACGCACACACUCAUGCACAUACACAGAGCGGCAGGUGGAAGAGGCGCGCACACACACACACCAUGGCGGCAGGCACAGCAGCGGUGCCCGGUGGCCGAAAAAAGAGGGAUGAUUUAUGGUCCUACUUCAGAUACAGUCCAAGUGACAAUAAAACACAAUGUCCUGGACGGGGAGACGAAACAGGCGACAGUUGUGGAGCCACAGCUUCCUCAUGCUGCGGCUUCAAACUAUCGGGAAAGAACACCACGAACCUCAAAAGGCUCCUUUUCGUCGACUAAAACUAGACUAAAACUAUCAAGGAUAGAAAUGACUAAAAUGGGACUAAAACGAAGAAGCAUUUCGUCAAAAUGACUAAAACUAAAACUAAAUCUAAAAUGCCUGCCAAAAACAACACUGAAGUUACCUCAACAGAUCUGCUGAAUUGAUAAUAAAACCAGCGCUUUGUGUGUUAAUCUCGGCCUCUAUUCAUCUUCUGACAGCUCAGAGAACUCAGCCCGGCUGCUAAAAGGCGUGAUGCGGGUGGGAAUUCUGGCCAAAGGCCUGCUGCUCCGCGGGGACAGAAAUGUUGAGCUCAUCCUCCUUACAGCAAAGAAACCCACCAUCUCUUUACUGAAGAGCAUCGCGAAGCAGCUGCCGAAGGAGCUCGAGGUAAGAGAACUCCACUUCUUAACAGAUUGUUGAUGUAGACUCUGGUUGAGGUUGAGGGAUGGAAGAAUGGAGGUAAACUGGAAAUCACAACACUGUGAUUCUAAUAUAUAUUAAAUAUUAGAUUAUCACUGAAUCAUGUGGGCUUGAAUCUGAAAAGACAAGUUUUAACAAAAACCUCAAAAAGGAAGCACAAAGUCUUCAAUUUAAGGAACUGAUUCGUUUAUUAUUGUCUUUUUUAGGGGCAGUAGAUUUUCGAAAAAAAAAGAGGAAACAGUUUUUGACAUCUGCUGCCCUGUGACGUGGGCUUGAUUAGAGGUUUUCACCUUAAAUGCUUUUGUAAUACAAAGAGAUGUGGAGAAAGACACAUGUAAAAAAAAACAUGACCAGACCCCCCUGAUACAUCAGUCCUCCACAGCCUGAAACAACAGUUUGAAGCUAUGGGAGAAAGUGAACUGCCCACCGCCCAAAGAUCAAAAACUGUUUGGAGUUUACUGGCAUUCCUCUUUAAAGCCACAAAGACAGUAAAUGAACAUGAAUAAAGGUUGUGAUGUGUUGUAAUUCCUAACUCUUCCUCCCUCCUGCUUUAGCCGUAAUGAGUGUUUUAUUUAAGGUGCUCUGACUGAUCUUUAGAUUCACUGCCUGGUUAUGACACCUGAAUCCUACAGAGUGAGAUGGGGCUUUCCUCCUUUAAUUGCCCCAAUGCUUUCCUUAUAACAACAAUUCAAAAGACAUCAUGAUUCAUUACAUAUUACACAUUUACCUCGAUGUCCCAACCCUGUUUAAAAUAAAGGAACUGCUUAAAAAAAAACUUACACAAUCCAGGUUGAAAAGAAAAAGAGUAAUGCCCUACUACUAUGCCAAACAAGGCUAGUCUUUGCCCACACACCCCUCCUCCUCUGUAGUGAGUAAUCCCAAGUGUCCUUUUAACCGGCAGACUUUUUCUGAAGAUCAGUAUGAGGUGCAGGCUCACCCCGAGGAGGCGAACAUCGUGAUAUUUUCAAGCAAGGAGCCCAAAAUGCAGGUGACCAUUUCUCUCACCUCGCCGCUGAUGAGGGAGGACACUGCUGCUGAGAAGGACAAGCAGGCAGGAGGAAAAGCGGCUGAGAAAGGUUAGAGAAGCCAAAGCUUUCAGUACCAGACAACAAAGUAUAAAUGUGUAAACACUUAUAUACAAAUAUAUAUAUAUAUACCCCCCUGCUCCACCCUGCCGCCAAGUAACAGCCUAAAUUUUAGGCUGAAAAGCUCAUAAAACAAGAAGGUGGGACUUGUAACGAAGCCCACCGAAACAUUUUCUUUUUUUUACCCCCUCUCCCACAAUAAAAGUUAACUCACUCAUUCAUUUGUCCCCCUCUUUUUCAUUUCCCCCAUUUUCUGCAGUUACGCUAGACCCUGAUUUCUUUAUUUCUUUUUCCACAACAUGGGAAUCAAAAGCCGGGCUCUCCGACCUUUCUGUGCCACUAGGGUGUGUGUUUAUCUGCUAAACACAUGCUCAGAUCAAACCUUUGGGAAACUUUGAUAAUCAACAGAAAUGAUGAUCCGUGUUCAGAUAAUGUCCAGGGAUGAACCUGCUUCAAAUGUUGACACUGUGUCUACAUAUUUUUAGACAGGAGGAAAGCUUCUCCUCUUUUUGCUCUUUGGCCGAGUAACCUGAGCGGAUUUUGAGGUCCAAAGACUUCCCAUCCCCUCGUCUCUCAUCCCUGCAUCAUUAUGUGGCAUUAUCAAUGAUGAGGUGUUGGAGUGUCGUUUUAUUGCCUCACAAUGAUCAUUAUCAGAAUAUUAACCAUGACUCCCCUGCUAUUGAACAGUGAGGGUAAUUUCUGAGAUGAUUGUGUUGCAAACACUCCUCCACCUGCUCCAGUGACUGUCAGUAUUUCAAUGUGUUUUUUUCCCAUUUCGAAAACAUGGUAGAGAUGUUUUCUGUGGCGGCUGUGUUUUUCUUCUUUUCUAGUUUUGUUUGGGUUUGUUGAUCAGUUCUCCAAACUCUGUAUCAGCAGACCUAGGCAAGCCGGUGGCUGACCUGAAGACCACACUUAUUUACAUACCACUAAGAAUAGAGCGUUCAAAGGAGCUAUAGGUUGCCCAUGUUUGUUAAGCUUUUUCAGAGAAGGAAACCCCCCCUUAUUCUUUAUUAAUAGAAAGACUCAGGUGCUUCCAGCUCUAAGAGGCAUAAUAAAUAUGGGUGAUUGAUUCUAAGUGGUAUGGUAGUGUAGACUUCAAAAAAUGGCUUUGUUUUUGUUCUGAAUUUCCCCCUAACAGCGAGCUUACAUCCUCUGUUGUUGCUACAGUUCUCGUGAAAAUAGAAGUGUGGAAAGCCCCAAGGCUGAUCAUGUGAUUAAUACCUCUAUAGUCAUGAAUAACCACAUUGAAUGUUUUGACAACCUGUCGUCUGUCACCUUUGUAAAUGUGUCUUCUAUUUGAUCUCAUUUUUUUCAAACUUAAAUUAAUGUUUAAAUUUGACACAGAGAAAAACACUUUUUAUUCAAACACAACCUUAAUUUAUCUCCUUUGUUUCAUUCCUUAUUUAUGAAUAAACCCUAAAGAUGAUUGAUUUUGGUUUGUCUCAAGAAUGGAGGCACGAAGGAAAGAAGAAUCCAUGUUUUGGUGCCUUAUUGACGAUUUUUCUCAGGAUCAGAACAGUAAUGAGACCCCCCCUCCCCCCUUUGAGUGUACAGGACAAGUGUUUUUCCAAAGUCUGGUAUUAAUGGAGGAGAUUCCCAAAGGGCUUAUGUCCAUUUUCAGUUGUUGAAAGAUUAAAAAGCUGUGAAAUUUAUUAAUUUUUGAUCUGAAGCACCUGUGUCUGACAGUCAAAUGCAAAAAAGAAGAAAUCUACAACAGUCAGAGAUGGAGUUUUGAAAGAAGAUUCUCAGUGUGAACAGCCUUAAAUUAAAACUUAUUACAUAACUGAUAUGGUACAUAUAUUUAUUACAUGGUAAAAAAGUGAAAUUUUUUCAAAAAUAGGUCUCAUGCCAACAAGCAAAAAAGAGCUUUUUAUAUUUUCAGAGAUUUCAUAGUCAUAAAAGAAGGCAGGAGAUGGGUAAAAUAAGAAAAGAUUGACCAUAGCAGCAUUAAUGCAGCAAGUCAGUGCUCUCUCAGGUUAUUUUAAGCAUAAAUAAGUGUCAGGCUUUGCCUUUUUUAAAAUUAAUUUUGCCUUUGUGCUUGUUUUAAACCAUUCUUUAACAACAGUCUUUUCACUGGUCAGUAUGUGAUCCGGCCUCUCCACUUUGCGUCAGGUCCUGCUCACCCUAUCAGGAUACAAACUUGCAUAACCACCAGCUCAUUAUACAUUACACACAACAUAAUACUAUACUAUGCAACCAAGUUGCUGGUAACAAUUUGACCCAAAAAUAUUUAUUCAAAGAUGAUUUUAAAAUAAUUUAUUUAUACAAUUUAAGAAGUACUCCAUGUCAGGUGUUUAAGUUAGUCAUGCAAGUGAACCAGCAUUGAUUGAUAACUUCAAACUUUUGAUACAUGAUGUUUGACAAAUCUGGAUGUUUCUGUAGACAAAGAUUAACUUGGGUGGAUAAUGAUGGGGUCUAAAUUUGGGGCUAAAUCUGUGAACAGGCAAAAUAUAUUUCUUUGUAUGUAUAUAUCUGAUCUAAUAUAUAUAUCUAUAUCUAUAUCUACUAUUUAUCUGAAACUGAAAAGUGAAACAGAACUCUGAUUUUUCUGAGCCACUUGGAUGUCUUUCUGUUUUGCAUUUUUCUCUGACUCCAAAGAGCACACUGGUAUUUUUUUUCUGUCCCCUCAAAAUAUACCUGUAAAACAUCACAAUACUCCAGAUUUUCUGAUUUGAUUGUGAAAUGCUUGCCCUUUCUCUUCUUGCUUUCCCUCAUAAUUUUCUCAUGUUCAGCCCAUACAGCAUGUUAGGAUAAUACAAGCAUUCAGUGUUUUUAAUACUCAUCCCAGAUCAGCGUUUGUUACCAUGUCGCUGUUCUUCUGUCGUUGAAGCUCUGCUGUAAUGAGACUGUAACUCAUGAUCUAGUGAAUGUUACCUUACCUUCACCAGAUGUGGCUGAGAAGGAUCCUCCUGAUCUCCUGAAUAAAAGGAAAUGUCUGGAGUAUCUGGCAGCUUUACGUCACGCCAAGUGGUUUCAGGUAAAUGCAUUGUUUCGGCUCAUCCUACCCUGUCCUACUUGUUUUGAUUGAGAUUGUUUUGACCAGCUCAGUGUGAUGUAGUCUUUUCUUUGAUUUGAAGAUUUCUGCUCUCAAAAUUUUAUUUCUUUUUGUUUGGAUUUUUAAUGCACAGACUUAAAUUCAGAUUCUGUGGACUAUUUUCCAUGAGAUAACUUUGAGGUUGAGUCCUUCUACUUGUUAUUUAGAGUAUUUUUUGUUCCUUGUUUCUGAAGGCUCGUGCUAACGGGCUGCAGUCAUGUGUCAUCAUCAUUCGGGUGCUGAGAGAUUUGUGUCAGCGGGUUCCCACAUGGGGGAAGCUUCCUGGUUGGGUAAGUGUCUUAUAUCACGUCAGUUUUCUUUCUUAUGUGUUACCUAAUGGUUACCUUAUCACCUAAGCAAGCUUUUCGCACAUCUGAUGUAAUCUGUCAACUAAUAUUUUGCAAGAAUUCCCCCCUUUUUUUUCUCAUUUUUCUAUUGGCCGGUAUUUUAAGAAACAUCACUCCUUUAGUUCUGAAUCAGAGCUGCACUGAGAAGAGAAACAAACAACUUGACCAGAUGCCCCAUCACACCAAGACUUUGAAUAGUAGAGGAUGAGCUUAAAUGCGACAGUGUUACUUUCUAUUUCACUGUGUGGUCUGUAUGUGUUUGUUCCUGCAGGCGAUGGAGCUGCUAGUGGAAAAAGUGAUCAGCAGUGCUACAGGUCCUCUGAGCCCAGGAGAAGCAAUGCGCAGAGUGCUGGAGUGUAUCUCCACAGGAAUUCUGUUGCAAGGUCAGACAAACCCACAUCUCUAUUGGGAGUGAAUAGGCAGGUUUAAAUCAGACGUCAGAGAAAUAACCUUGCAUCAAAGUUUUUCUGCCUCUGAUUAGGUAACAUUUUCACAUCACAUUAUUAACCUUUUGUUCAUCCACUCCUUCAGAUGGACCAGGGUUGAUGGACCCCUGUGAGAAAGAGCCAACAGAUGCUUUGGAGAGUAUGAUCCCUCAAGCCAGAGAGGAUAUAACAGCCAGUGCACAGGUACACAUCUGGAGCAUUUAGUUGGUGUUAGGGAUGUUUUUAUAGCUAGAAAAAGAAAGUGAAAAGAAGCACAAACUUGACCGUUAUCACACCCCUCCCCUUCAGCACCUCUGUGGGUUAAAACUGCAAUUCUUCAAAUCAAUUCCUGUCUCUCCUGUUUGGUUCCAGCACGCUCUACGGCUGCUCGCUUUCCGUCAGAUCCACAAGGUUCUGGGCAUGGAGUCUCUGCCCGCAUCUAAGGCGAGCGCCCGCAACCGCAAACGUCGACGGGACGGCAGCGAUGCCGGCGAAGGGGAAGGAGAGGGCAAAAAAGACAAGAAGGAGGAAGUGGAGAGUGCUUGACCUCCACCUCCAGAGUGGAGGCGUUUACUAGUUCAGAGACUGGUAGAAUGUCAUCUUUAAACUUUUCUUAUCUUGAAAACAAUCUUAACAUGCAGCUAUACACAUAUGGAUAUAACUGACUGUACCCGUUACAUGUCUACUGUCGGAUUAAGAAGAAUAAUGUGUCGGAGGAGGAGACUGAAAUGUGAGAAUCCGGACUGCAAUCCCUUCCCGUGUAUAGAUACUCCCUGCAGAUAAUGUUUAUAAAGUGGACAAAGAAAUUGGCUCAGUAAAAAAAAAACAUGAAAAAGACAGAAUUGCACGCUAACUACUGAACGUAUAUUUCCCGUUCUUUCAAAAUAAUCCUAUUGUUUUCUGUGGUAUUAAAGACGAGUAAAAUCAACAGCACCUUAAGCUUUCCUCCGAGCUCAUCUCCUAAAGAAGCGUCUGAACCCUGCUGCUCCUCCAGCCAAGUUCAGUUUGAAUCAAGACUCGCUGCACUACCAUUGGUGCAUGUGAUACACUGAGGUGUGUGUUUUUUUUUUAAAGUUUUGUUCAGAUGUGGGUUACAUUUCUUUAGGUUAACAAACUGCUUAAGAUCAGAGGAGACGGACUACAUUUGGGAUUGACAUACAAUAAGUACUGUGAUGUUUAUAGUGCCUAAGAUGACACAGGGAUGAUAAUAUAGUGUUAAGCUGUGAUGAACCUCACAGAGAACUCCUCCUCUUCCCCUCUACUAAUAUCUCCUGUUCAAGAGUUAAAACAUUUUCGCACCAUUUGAUUUAAAAAAAACUUGAAGUGAGUUGAAAGAGUGGAUAAUAAAAGCCUUGCAUCACAUGACUACACUAAAAUAACUUCCCCAUAGCAAACACUGUUACAUUCGUAGUGAGAAACAUUCAAGGACACUAGGCGUUGCUUUGUGAAGUAUCUCCCAUGAGGUUUUCAGUUAAAGUCACACUGGAGAGUAAAUCUGUCUCUGAAGAGAGAGAGAAAGGGUCUUAUGUUGCACAGUCUGUAGCAUGCUGAGGGAAUGAAGCACUUAAGAAAUGACAAUGUUACUGUAUGCAGCCAUAAUUUUAUCAUUCAAAUAAUAAAAAAAAAUAAUAUGCCUAGUAAUCUUUUUUCUUCCAGAAAGAGAGAGGAGCUUUAGUUCUAAAGACUGAAUAUCUACUGCUAUGAUCAAGUAGUCCUUUGACUUUCUUCCUUGUGCCUGCAUCAUGUUGUGUGUUACAAAAGACUGAGUACGAGGAGGAUUAAUGAGUGAAUAUUGUAAUGAUCUUAUUACACAAAGAUGUGGGGCAGGGAAGGGACAGUUGCACAACUCUUUUGGCUUAAAAGUGAGAGAAUUAUUGUGCAGUUUUUAGCUGGGUUUUUCAUUUAUGGAGAGCAUCAUAUUUAAGUACUGUUUAUUUUAUUUUUGAAGGAUGUUGCAAUCUGUUUUGUAUUGUUAAAAGGAACGUGUGAGUGUUGCUGUCUAGUAUUUGAAUGUCUUUGUAGUGUUGCCUAAAAUAAGAGGAAAUAUUAAAACACUUUUAAGCCAU
This is a messenger RNA of Xyrichtys novacula (pearly razorfish), 18747 nucleotides long. The record is from the annotation of a GenBank genome assembly. NCBI's taxonomy places the organism in Eukaryota, Metazoa, Chordata, Actinopteri, Labriformes, Labridae.